CGGAAGUUAUGAUGUGGUAGUAAAAGUAGUGGUAUGUGUGUUUGUGUGUGUGAUAGUGGUUCCAGAGGCCAUGUGGACAUCCCGCCGUCGAUCUGGAUGCAGUGCACCAUGGACCGGACCGGACCAGACCAGCUCUGAAUUCGUGUGGGAAAAACUGACAGCAGUCAAAAUUAUAAAAGAAUGCGCGCUAAUUGAGGAGCAGCGCCAGGGGCAUCCCGUCGAGAAACGCACGUCCACGAGAUGGACAACUACACGGACGUACUGUACCAGUACCGCUUGGCCCCGUCCGCCAGUCCGGAAUUGGAAAUGGAAAUGGAAAUGGAGCUGGGAGAUCCUCGCCAGCUGGGACGCGGUCUCCAUCUGCCCGCCAACGAGUCGCAGCUGGAGAUGCCCGACUAUGGCAACGAGAGCCUGGACUAUCCCAACUACCAGCAGAUGGUCGGCGGUCCGUGCCGCAUGGAGGACAACAACAUCAGCUACUUGAACCUCACCUGCGACUCACCGUUGGAGUACUCCAUUCCGCUGUACGGCUACUGCAUGCCCUUCCUGCUGAUCACCACCAUCAUCUCGAACUCCCUCAUCGUGCUCGUGCUGAGCAAGAAGAGCAUGGCCACGCCCACCAACUUUGUGCUAAUGGGAAUGGCUAUAUGCGAUAUGCUGACGGUUAUAUUUCCGGCACCGGGUCUCUGGUAUAUGUACACAUUCGGCAAUCAUUAUAAGCCACUGCAUCCGGUCUCCAUGUGUCUGGCCUACAACAUUUUCAAUGAGAUAAUGCCAGCCAUGUGCCACACCAUCUCCGUUUGGCUGACUCUGGCCCUCGCCGUUCAAAGAUACAUCUACGUGUGCCACGCCCCCAUGGCCCGGACAUGGUGCACGAUGCCGCGGGUGAGGCGGUGCACGGCGUACAUCGCCCUGCUGGCGAUCCUGCACCAGUUGCCGAGGUUCUUCGACAGGACGUACAUGCCGCUGGUGAUCGAGUGGAAUGGGAGCCCAACGGAGGUGUGCCACCUGGAGACGUCGGAGUGGGUGCACGAGUACAUUGGCGUGGACCUGUACUACACGAGCUACUAUCUGUUCCGGGUGCUGUUCGUCCACCUGCUGCCCUGCAUCAUCCUGGUGACACUGAACAUACUGCUGUUCGCGGCAAUGCGGCAGGCGCAGGAGCGCCGGAAGCUGCUCUUCCGCGAGAACCGGAAGAAGGAGUGCAAGAAACUGCGGGAGACCAACUGCACCACACUGAUGCUCAUCGUGGUGGUGUCCGUGUUCCUUCUGGCCGAGAUACCCAUUGCCGUGGUCACCGCCAUGCACAUUGUGAGCAGCCUGAUUAUCGAGUUCCUGGACUACGGCCUGGCCAACAUCUGCAUCAUGCUGACGAACUUCUUCCUGGUGUUCAGCUACCCGAUCAACUUUGGCAUCUACUGCGGCAUGUCGCGCCAGUUUCGAGAGACCUUCAAGGAGAUAUUCCUCGGUCGGCUAAUGGCCAAGAAGGACAGCUCCACCAAAUACUCGAUCGUCAAUGGCGCCCGCACAUGCACCAACACCAACGAGACGGUCCUCUAGUAAUUGGUGAUGUUGGUGCCGCGGCGGGGCAGCAGCGACCACCGUCGCAGCUCCACCAGCACCACCACCACCACCACCACAAAGACCAUUGGUGGCGGGUCAAUGAUCAUCGGUGGUGAGGCCUCAGCGCAGCACCAGCAUCUGGUAACGCACCACCUGCAGACCCACUCACAGACGCACAGUCAGCAGCGGCGGGUCAGCACCAUGGACAUCAUCACCGAAGAGCGGAUUGUGUAAACUGGGUGCAAUUCUUGGGAUGGAUGGAUAGAUGGAUGGUUGGGAUGGAUGGUUGGGAUGGAUGGUUAGGAUGGAUGGUUAGGAUGGAUGGUUAGGAUGGAUGGAUGGUUGGAUGUAUGGAUGGAUGGAUAAUGGCUGGUUAGCUGGUUGGUUGGAUGGAUGAAUGGAUGGAUGAAUGGAUGGAUGGGUUCGCAAUCGAUUGGGUACGGCUAUCGGUAAUCAGAGAUCCCAAUAUACUGUUGAAAGUACAGAGCGCAAUUUAAAAAUACAAUUCUACAUUCGUAAAU
Molecule: messenger RNA, 2084 nt
Organism: Drosophila santomea
Lineage: Eukaryota; Metazoa; Arthropoda; Insecta; Diptera; Drosophilidae
Gene: SPR
Product: sex peptide receptor
Exons: 6
Coding region: 241-1560 (439 amino acids)
Biological process (GO): G protein-coupled receptor signaling pathway
Cellular component (GO): membrane
Molecular function (GO): G protein-coupled peptide receptor activity
Source: RefSeq, a predicted model, not a curated record